This is a messenger RNA of Prorocentrum cordatum, 828 nucleotides long. The record is from the annotation of a GenBank genome assembly. NCBI's taxonomy places the organism in Eukaryota, Dinophyceae, Prorocentrales, Prorocentraceae.
GUGCCGAAGCUGGUGGAACGUUGGGCCGACAGGGACCUCGUGGUGUUCACCUGUCAGUACUCGGCCCACAGGGCGCCGCAGUGUGCGAAUUGGUACCGCGAGAAGACUGGGCCGCGGCAGCGGGUCGGGAUACUCUCUGGCGGCUUCCGCGGCUGGGAGGCUGUGGGCCUCCCAGUGGCCAUGCCGGCUGACAAGGAGAAGGCAAAGAAGGCCGACGAGGUCGCAUUGCAGCUCGGGCACAAGUUCGUGGAGGGGUGCCUCGCGGGCGUCCCUGGCGGUGGAUUCUGCAUGCCAGGGGCGGCCCCGAAGCCGCCAGUCCCUGCUGCUCCAGAGGCUGCAUCUGGGCCGGUUGCGGCAACACCAGGUUGCGCACCCGUGAACCUCCCCAACAUGGUGCCGACGGUCGAGAACGUCGAGAAUUUAGACCCCGAGACCGUGCAGGAGCUGCUCCAGAACCACAGGUGCUUGCUGGUCGACUUGCGAGGGGAGGACCGUGCCGCAGGCCUCAUCGAAGGCGCCGUCCACGAGCCCGCCAUCGACAGCGUGCCUUUCCCGACGAGGGUCCCGCAGCUAGUGAAGGAGUGGGUGAACCAGAACCUCGUAGUGUUCACCUGCCAGUACUCUGCUCACCGUGCGCCGCAGUGCGCCAACUGGUACAGGCAGAAGUGCAGCCCGUCCCAGCGCGUGGCGAUCCUUUGUGGAGGCUUCCGCGGAUGGGAGGCCAGCGGCUUGCCCAUCCAGGCGCUUGCGAGUGGCAAGAAGGCCGAGAUGGCGGACGAGGCCGCGCUGCAGCUGGGCUCGAAAUUGGCAGGCGACCCUGCCGCAUGA